Molecule: messenger RNA, 19338 nt
Organism: Rhopilema esculentum
Lineage: Eukaryota; Metazoa; Cnidaria; Scyphozoa; Rhizostomeae; Rhizostomatidae
Product: fibrocystin-L
Biological process (GO): polysaccharide catabolic process; homophilic cell-cell adhesion
Cellular component (GO): plasma membrane
Molecular function (GO): calcium ion binding; hydrolase activity, hydrolyzing O-glycosyl compounds
Source: RefSeq, a predicted model, not a curated record
GAGGCCAAGCUCCAGUGCCCCCCCCCUCCCGGUUUCUCGGUUGAUCGAUUUCAAGAGAUGAAACUAAGUUACGUCGCGUCGUAAAAAACCAUUCCCCGGUCUCAGAUUGUUAUAAUUACAUCUAAAUCGGUUGAAAUAUAACCCUGCUACAUGGUGAAAACACGGCUGCCUGUCGAAAGAUAUAUUUAAGACAAUGUCAUCGGUUCUAAGUGCUUCUAACCGCACAUAUAUAACCGCACAUAUAUAUAUUCGAUUUAAAGCAAAGCCACUGUUGGUACCUGACAUUCUUAUGAGUUUCAAUAGUUCUAUACUGAAUACGUUUGCACUUGAAAAAGAAUCUCUUUAGCAAGGAAACCGCCAUUCUGCCUUUGCAAUGCUCGGAUGAUGGCGAUUAAACAAAAGAUUUGUCUUUUUUGUGCUUUCAUUAUCGCAUAUGGCAUCUUGCAUAUCGCCGCGGCAACAAAGCUUGGUGAAGUCUCCAAUUUGAUACCAAGCUAUGGCAGCCAGCGUGGAGGCACUCUUCUUCAAAUCAGAGGAUUUGGGUUUUCCGCUGAUCAGUUCAGUUUUGACGAUCCCACCAAAGGGAAUGAAGUUGUCUUCAUUCACACGGUCACUGGGAGAAUUCUUGGUUGUGACAUAGUCUCAACAGAUACAAAUGAAAACAGAAUCUUGUGUGAAACUCGAUCAUCCCCAACUGGAGAUGCUGAUUAUAAAGUCAAAAUCAAAGUGGAUGGCAAGUGGCUGAACAAUGAUGCUUGGGGAACAUAUUGUGGAGGAAACUGCAUUUUCAGGUAUCGCAAUUACCAAACUGCAACAAUAACUAAAGUUGAACCCCAGAGUGGAUUGCCAGGGACCAUUAUAAAGAUAAAUGGAAAGAUCCAGACAAUCCAGAUUAGCAGGUUGUCCAUUGGUUUUGACCCAGAAAAAGCAGAAAUCAACAAAGCAUUUUUUGGCAAUGAGAUCUGUGAGCCAUUCAAUGUUGCAACAAAUGAGCUAAUUGGUGCAGACCUUCCUGGCUGCUCAGGGAGUCUCAGUUGUUUGGGAUGGUUUAAAUGCCAGCCAGCAGCAAGGGAUGUUGGUUCAUAUAACGUGUCAUUCAUUGUAUCUGACACUGGUCGAUCAAGAAGAGAAAAGCAGGCAUAUCUUGUUGAUGGAAAUGAUGUUGCUUAUUCAUACCAGACAUAUGCAGAUGUGUCAAGCAUUUCACCAAAUGAAGGCAGUGUCAUGGGCGGCCAAGUAAUUUCCAUCAAUGGUAACUUCUUCACAAAGAAGAUUGCUAAUGUCAGUGUCACUGUUGGAGGUGUCCCCUGCAAAGUUCUUUCCACUUCAACAACCAGAAUCACUUGCAGGACAGGAAGAGCUCCUCCUCCUCCAGCAAAUGCUUCCGAUCCUUUUCCAGGCGGGCGUGGUUUUGUUCUUGAACUGUGGAACAGAUCCGAAGCAAGAAGCUUUGCAGAUUUCUCGAAAUUUAGCAAAAGUUCCCCAAGCUACUCCCGACAUGUGAUGAGGGACACUAUAAUUUUUAACAAGGAAGACUGGCCAAAUUGGGAGAAGAGCCACGGAAGAUUUACUGGCUUCUUUGUUCCGCCUCGUACUGGCUCUUACUCCUUCCUAAUAAAAAAUGAUGACGUUGGCGAGCUGUACUUAAGUAGUUCCCAGUCUGCUGCGAACAAGGCUCGUAUUGCCUCAUCACCAAGUUUUACCUAUAACAGCUUCUACAAGUUUCCGAGCCAGAAAUCAGCAAAGAUGAAUCUUACGAAAGGAAAACCAUAUUAUUUCGAGUUCCCAUUUUUUGAUUAUGGUUGGGGCUAUCAUGCAGAAUUGGCCGUGCUUAUGGACGAGACAAGCAGGACGGCUGGGCAGGUGAAAGGAGCUCUCAAUGAAUUGCAACGAAUUCAGAUCAGCUCAGUUUACAAAACUGAAAAACAGAUGAUCAGUAUCACCUCUGCGGAACCAGUCUCUUAUCAAAUCUCCUAUGGUGGUCGAGUCUCUUCUCCGAUUCUCUCGAACGCCGGACUUUCAGCUGUUAAAAGUGAAAUAGAGAAGUUCUUUACAUGGCAAUGCACAUACAACCCCGCAGCAAAUAAAGGCUUUUUCUUCCAAGACUUCGAAGGAGCUCACGAGAACGAAGAACACGGAACCAGAAUCACGUAUACGAAACCCUAUUGCGGAAGGCAGUCAAUAAAGACAAAAUAUCACUGGUUUUACCUUUUCGAUGAAGGUGUGACCAAGAAAAAUGGCGUGAAACUCCCACAAUAUGACUUAAAUGUCAACAAAAAGGUCUGCUUCGCGUACAAAGGCCCUUUGCAGAACUACGUGACAUUUAGAAUUAAUUACAAUCACAAAGAUGGUGUUCGUCGAAGGGCUGAACGAACGUAUACGUUUGCUAUUUCAUCCAGAUUGGAUCGUUGGAACCACGCUUGUAUGGAUGUCUAUACACAUGUAACCAGUGAUAGUUUUUUUACAGCCAGGAUAGCCCUAAACCCUCAAUAUAAGAUCGAUUUCAUCAGGGGUUACCCCAACAUAAACGGUGUUGGUGAUACUCUUUUCGAUAAUAUAUGGAUUGGUGCUAGUGAUAUGAUAGUGACACCAACAUUACCUGCUGCCCAACCGAAUGGCGCUCUUAUUCAAAGUUUUGAAGUCACUAAACCAAGCAAUAACUCAAUAGAGAUCUCAAUGCACGUUGCCGAUUGUGUUACAAACGUCGGAUUGAUGAAGAUACAUGGCAAAACUGCGUCGAAAACAACAGCAACGAGUGCAACGUACAGUUUGUCGGGCACGGCUACUGUUACAGUUACUCAGACGCAAAAAGCCAGCUCUCCAGUUACGGGCACAUUUGAUCUUUUAUACGAGGACAAACUGUUUGAAGGAUUGGAAUCCAACAUUGAGGCCAAAGACUUGAAGGCGAUGCUAGAGAGAGACCUACGCAGUGGAGAGCUACAGGUGACUAGGCAAGGAACCUGUUCUGGCUAUUACUGGGAUGUCGAGUGGGUAGCAAUCGGUGGAAAUAAACCAGAGUUUGUAGUGGAUGGUAGAAGGUUGACUGGGGAUUCCGUCAGCAUCAAAGUUAACACCAGGACCGAUGGAGGGUUGAUGAUGGCACCAAUACCUGCAGAAUUUCUUCGCUUGCCGGAAACUAGGCCGCAGGUGGUUGUCACAAUCAAUAACAUCGCCUCCUCCUGCAUGAAUAACACCUGUGCAUAUGGAUACAGUGAUGCUAGUACGCCCAAAAUCACAUCCAUCACGCCGUCCAAUGGUCAUGGUGGACCGAAUGGCACAUGUAAUGUCAUUACCAUUGGUGGAUCAGGAUUUAGUUCGAACAAUGCAGAUAAUGUUGUUACGAUAGGCGGUGUUUUCUGCCAGGUCCAGAGUAGUACUACAAGCUCAAUAUCUUGUUGUGUUGGCCAGUCGCAAGCUGGGACCCACUCAGUGAAUGUGCACGUGAAAGGAAAAGGAAAUUCCAUGGCAACUGGUGACGCCAACAAAUUUAAGUACAAUCUUAUUGUAACCUCAGUUUCGCCUGUACAAGGCAGUACUCUGGGAGGCGAAGUAGUAACGAUUGUUGGAAAUGGCUUUGGCGGCGAGAUCCAGGAUGCCAAAGUCUAUUUUGGUGGAAGCUUGUGUGAAAUCAUUGGCCUAAAUAAUGUAAACAUCACCUGUUUAACUGGGCCAAACGCUGCCGGGAACGUUUCUGUAUCUGUUCAUAUAAGAGGUGUAAACACUUCACUGGAAGAUGCAUUCGAGUAUACAUCGAGUAUGAACGCUGUCAUCAAUUCUGUCACACAUGAACCACUCCUGACUUCUGGCGGAGUUCUUCUGAGACUAGACGGUUCCUCUCUUAGUCCGUUAUCUGGCUCAGGUGUUCGCGUGACUAUCGGUGAUAACAUUUGUGAGAUAAUCAACUCCAGCAACACUGAGAUAUAUUGCAAGACGCCUGCCAACCCCCCUGGAAGACACAAGCUUUCUGUCUCCAUUUCUGGUAGAGGCUUCGCAGAGCUCUCCGAUCCAGUGUUAGAAUACAUCCUUACUGUGGACAAUGUCUAUCCUGACAAAGGGUCUGUUCUUGGUGGAACUGUUCUUACCUUGACAGGCAGUGGAUUUGGGCAGAAUACGUCAGUGAUUCAUGUCAGAGUUGGAAAUAAAAAGUGUGAUGUUCUUUCUGCUACGAACGAGGAGGUCAAAUGUAGAACAACAGCAGCGGCAAAUGUUAUCUCGGUUGAUAACUCUGGAAGGAGUUCGCUUUAUGGUGGUGGUUAUGCCUGGAAUGUCUCUGUUAUACAGAUUAAUAUUGGAGAUUCAGUCAAGUGGAUGUGGGGAAGCAACCCGUUGUCUCAACUCUCCAUUGGUGUCUUCCAAACAUCUGCAGUUAAUGAAGAGUAUGAUGGGACUGGCUUCAUAAGUGCACGAAGUAGCAGUGGCAGUUUUACUCACCGAUUUGAUAAGCUUGGAGUUUACUAUUUCUCUACUGGCCCAAUUGAUGCUGGCAAGAGAAUAAGCAUGACAGGAAGGGUCAUUGUCAGAGGAAUGAAGUCGAAAAUCUCAAAUGUACACCUUCGAGUAGGACAAUACAUGGCAAAAUACGCGAAUUCUUCUUCAAAUACCAGUCUUCCUAAUGACUGUGUGAAUGGAAUAAGUUCUAGCCACUCUGCUUGCGUCAUCGACGGCUCACUGACGAGCAACGAUUCCAAUGUAACAGGCAACGCUGAUGAUGGACAUCCAUUUAAGUUUCAAUAUGCGCCUUGCAUGACCCCCGUGGUUAACUCUCUUUCCCCUCGAUGGAUAACAGCUGAUACCAAUGUUGAAGUUACAGGACGGGGUUUCUCAAGCCUCAGUUGUCAAAAUCAUGUUAAACUUGGAGAUCAUAGUUGUGACGUCAUCUCAAGUACUGAUACGAAAAUUACCUGCCGUAUUAACAUCGCAAACUCUCCACCAAUCAAUACACCGAUGCGCAUUUCUGUGCAUGUAAACAACAGAGGCAGGGCGUUGAUCAAUAUCUCGAGCCCAGCUGAUGAAACACUCAAAAUGCGUCCAAUGAUUUCGUCAUUUACUCCAACUGAAGGAUCGGCUGGUGGCGGCACCAAACUGACGAUCAAAGGUGCUGGUUUUACUGGCAAUAGCGCUACCGUCACCAUCGGAUCAUUCCAAUGCGCAAUAACAAAUAUGACAUAUGUGGAAAUUAAGUGCACAACGGGUAAGGUCAGCACUCUAGCUAGCAAUGCAUGGCCAGUCCACGUUCACAUUAACAGUGAAUUAGCAGUCUGUAAUCUAACAAAUGCUGGAUGCGACUUCCACUACAACCUAACUGCAACUGCAGAGGUUAACGAAAUUCCAAACAGGCAAAUUACACAACAAAGCCAAGAACUUACCCUACACGGUGACAAGUUUGGUUCAUCUUCAUCUGAUAUUGCAAUAUCGGUUGGGCCUUCACCAUGCAACAUUAGCACCCUCAAUGACACACAUAUCAGUUGCGUCGUGGAAGGUGUUCCAGCUGGAUCUCAUAAGUUGCAUGUUUAUAAGCACCCAAGCGGAAGUGCCUGGUUCAAUACAGGUGAUACUGUCCAGUGUACUCCAUCAAUAACUGGUGUGUCACCAUCCAGAGGAAGUGUUCACGGAGGAACAGAUAUAAGCAUCAGUGGACUUGGCUUUGAUCCUGGCAGGGUUUCCGUUUUAAUUGACGGUAAACAGUGCUCAUUGAAGUCAGUGACGUAUACCAGUGUAGUUUGUACCACACCUUCAGGUACUGGGACAAAGAAUGUUGUUGUUAAGUCUGGUACCGUGACCUUUCCGCUGACGAGCACCUUCACAUACGAUGCUUCUGUGACGCCAACGGUCAGCUCGCUGUUGGUUUCAACUGGAAAAGGUGGAGAAACCAUAACAAUCACAGGAAGCAACUUAGCCCCAGGAUCAUCAAGUAAAAGGCGAAGACGCUCUGUUUCAAGUAGCAGUGUCACCGUGGGUGAUGCUUCCUGUGCAGUGACAUCUUCCUCUGGCAGCUCCAUCACAUGCACACUGGCGCCACAUCCUGCAGGAUCCGUACCUAUCAAAGUUUCUGUCGACGGAAAAGGACUGAGCAACAGUGAUACGAUGUUCAAUUACACACUUGGCCUUACGAGUGUUGCCCCUAAUGAGAGUGGCUUCGGUGGUGGCAGGAAUGUCACUUUAACUGGCUAUGGCUACAGUGCAAGCGAUUCUGUACUUAUCUGUAACCAGCCCUGUAAAGUAUCGUCAGUGAAUGACACAUGGAUCACGUGCGAAAGCCCUUACUUCAAUCCCGGAAGUUUCUCCUCAGACCACGUAUGCUCUGUCGAAGUAAGAUCAUCUUCUGGCUUGACACAGUCAUUGGCAAAUUCAUAUACCUACAGAGCAUCGCUCACAUCUACAAUUACAUCCGUUAGCCCUGCUCGUGGUGGCACUGGUGGUGGUGUUCGGGUAACUAUCAGUGGCACGGCCCUGCAAAGUGGCUCUGGCUCCUCUGUUGUGACAAUUGCAGGCAACCCAUGCGCAGUCCAGUCUGUUGAUGCUACUACAAUAGUUUGCAUCACUUCUCCAAGUUCCCGAACCAUCAAAACCGAUGUUAGGGUUGAUGUUGGCACAAAUGGGAAAGCUGUACCAGUCAACGCUAGUUUCUUUUAUGUUGACGUUUGGUCUUCAAAGUACAGUUGGGGUGGUAAUAGCCCACCUGUUGCAGGUGAUUUCGUAAUUAUCAAGCAUGGCCAGUCAAUGCUUCUUGAUAUUGACACACCAAUAUUCAAAAUACUCCUCAUCAAGGGCGGUGAGUUGGUUUUCGAUGAAAAGAAUCUACAUCUCCAUGCAGAACAUAUCUUCCUAACAGAAGGAGGCAAACUUCGUAUCGGGGAAUCACCUGAAAAGCCGUUUCAGCACAAAGCUAUGAUAACUAUUCAUGGUCACGUGAGAUCUACCGAGUUGCCAAUUUACGGAGCAAAGUCAAUUUCAGUUCGAAAUGGCUCUUUGGAGUUGUUUGGAAAGCACAUAACGCACACAUGGACAAGGCUUUCUGAAACAGCCAAUGCAGGCGCGACAUCGAUCAAAUUGCAGUUGCCUGUCAAUGACUGGAAUAUUGGCGAUGAGAUUGUCAUAGCAACAACAAGCAAGAGCAUUAGAGAGAAUGAAAUCGUCAAGAUCACAGGGAUACGAGAUGCGGGUCGAACGCUUGAUAUCUCACCAGCUUUGGAGUAUAGGCAUAUCUCUAUCAGUCAGACAAUUGCCGGUCGGGUGAUUGAUACUAGAGCUGAAGUUGGCUUGCUGACAAGAAAUAUUGUGAUACAGGGCUCAAAACAGGACACGUGGAGUGGCAAAAUCGAGAGCUGCCCAGAAGAGUUUGAGCCAGGUCAGUUUAAAAAGCAAACUUGCUUUGAUGGAAAGUUUGGAGAGGAGCGAGGCAGCGACCAAUUUGGAGUGCAGAUUAUGCUGCAUUCUGGACACCGAAGCUCUCGAGUAGCUAGAGGUCUCUUCCAUUACAUCGAGGUACGGCAUGCUGGUCAGGCGUUCAGGCUCGGGCGCUAUCCAAUUCACUUUCACAUGGAUGGGGAUGUCCAUGGCUCCUACGUGAAGGGCUGCUCAAUCCAUCACAGCUUCAAUCGCGCUGUCACUAUGCAUGGUGUCAACAACCUUGUUGUUGAGAAUACAGUCAUUUAUGACAUUCUUGGAAACGCGUUUUUCAUGGAAAAUGGAAUCGAGAUUGGCAAUGUAAUCCAGUACAACCUUGGAAUAUUCGUUAAACCGUCAAGUUCAACUCUGAACGUAGACAUUACCCCCGCCACAUAUUGGGUCACUAAUGCAAAUAACACUGUUCGACAUAAUGCUGCCGCGGGUGGGAGUCAUUUUGGAUUCUGGUACCAAAUGUUCAUGCAUCCAGAUGGGCCUAGUUUUACGAAGGAUGUCUGUCCAAGGAACGUGCCCAUGUUGGAAUUCCGCAACAAUACGGCUCAUUCUUUUGGUCGUUAUGGCCUAUGGAUAUUCCCGAUUUAUCAUCCUAAAAAGGGAGGUGCUUGCAACGCUAAGGAACACGAACCAGCCGUUUUCCACUCGAUGAUUGCCUGGAAUAACAUGCGUGGCGCUGAGGUGGAUGUCGGCGGAGCUGUGCAGUUUGUUGACAAUGUGGCAAUGGAUAACGAUUUAGCUGGAAUUGAAGUCAUCGUUGCGGAUUCUGACAACAGCCCUUGGGGAGGUGCAAUGGUGAGAGACUCACUUAUCGUAGGCCACUCGCAGCUCGCAGAUUACAAUGAACUGCGUCAUGCCGAUCAAAAAGCGUGCACAGAAGCGGGUAUUCAGUUGCCGGCCUCUGCCCGCCUUACAGUAUCGAAUGUUACUUUCGUCAACUUUGACUUGUCAAGUGGUUGCACGAUUUUGAGGGCUUGCGCUCACUGCUCCCAUUUCAAGAAAAAGGGCGGCUGGCUCACUAAAUUUGAAAAGCUCACUUUGAUAAAUUCACCACGUAUUGCAAUGUUUGAUUGGAAUCAUCAGGCUAUAUAUGAAGAUUUAGACGGAACCCUGACUGGCAUUGCUGGUAGCAGUGCUCUACCGCUGAACCCAACUCUGCCUUCCGCACAUUGCACCCAAGACAGCAAGUUUUCUGUCGGUGCGAUGCCUGGUGCUGUUUGCAAACCAGAAGCUUCAUUUAGAAGAAUGGCAUUCAAUAACAUUGGACCAAGCUCACUGAACCAGAAGAGAGCAAUUUUGACUAACAAGUAUGGCAACACAACGAGUCCAUGGGCGGACAAAGCAACUUCGCACCCUAGAGGUUGGAUGGCUCUUGUAUUGUCAAACGAGGCAACGAACCUCGGUUUUGAAAUGGGUAAUCAGGUGACCAAUCUCAGCUAUAGCAUGAAAUUCUACGAUAUGAAAAAGACGGACCAUCUCUAUUUGACGCAUACAUUAACCCAAGAGCCUGACUUUUUCACCACCACCGGAGCUGUUGUCAAUGGAACGUCUGGAAUACCUGAUCCAGUUACUGAAUCGCAUGGUGCUUGGAAUUUUAAUAAUGAGCAGAAGAAGCUGACCAUUUUAGUUAAGGGCUCGAGCCAAAGCACUCCUGCUUUCCCUGUUCCGAUGCCAAUCAAUCUAAGAGUAUACCGCUGCUUCUUCCUGAAGUGCAUAGUGCCAACGCCUCCACCGGCUCCAAAAGGCAGGCCGUCUUCAGCUGGGUACUGGAGCAAAUCGGCUGAUUGGAUGGGGACACCAGCUGGUUAUGGUGGGCAUAAUGGGGUUCUGCCCAAGGAUGGUGACAAUGUGAUGAUUAACUCCGAUAAAUGGAUUGUUGUUGAUAUUCAGACACCUAGAAUGGAUCGUCUAUAUAUCUAUGGAACACUCGAGCUUGAAAAUGGAAGAAAUCAUAACAUCUCUGCUAACAUGAUUUUUAUUAGUGGGCUGUACGGUAGUCUGGUGGUCGGUUGGCCAGACAAGCCUAUGGUAAACAAUGUCAUCAUUAGGUUGCUUGGCAACCAUCAAACAAAAGACUUGGCUCUCAAUAAUGGACUCAACGUUGGAGCAAAGGCUCUUGGCGUUUUUGCACGAUUGCAAAUGUUUGGGAAGCAGAGGAGUGUGUAUUGGACAGCACUGGCACAAACAGUAUAUCCUGGAGGGAAUAAAAUCGUACUUGAGAAUGCAACUGACUGGCAAGUUGGUGAAGAAAUCGUCAUAUCAACAUCUACGCAUGAGCCACAGCACACAGAGAAGUUCAUAAUUGAUGCUGUUACAGACAAUGGACGAGAAAUCACAGUCAGAGGCACGUUUAAACAUCGGCAUCUCGGCGGUAGGUAUCUUGUUGGCAAACAAAUGCUAAGGAUGGCAGCUAAAGUUGGCUUGCUCACAAGAAACGUUGUAAUUGAAGGAGGAGACUAUCCUGCCGGCUCACUUGGUCAGGAGUCGUUCGGAUGUCGCGUGCUUGUUGGUUCGUACAUCGACGCUGGUGUCAGUUACCGUGGGAAGGCCAUGAUAUCAAAUGUGCAGUUCAAAAACUGUGGCCAAUAUGGCUGGAAUGAGGAUUAUGACCCAAGGUUUGCCCUUUCAUUUGUCAAUCUGGGAAAAAUCCAAGGUAACGAGUCAUUUGUGCGAGGCAGCUCAUUUCACGAUGGGUUCAGCUCUGGAAUAGGAAUUUUCGGAACUGACAAAUUGUUAGUGGAAGACAACGUACUCCAUCACGUCGUUGGUGCAGGCAUCCGAAACAAGGGAUCCGACAACAGAAUUCUCAGGAACCUGGUUGUCUACUUGCUGGCAAUACAUACUUUCAAAGGUCUUAAACCACCAUUUGAUCAGUUCUGGACCGGAGGUAUCGAAGUCACUUUCUCUAAAAACACGACAAUGAUUGGAAACGUCGUUGCUGGCAGUGAGAAAAUUGGCUUUGCUCUUAUUGGUGAAGACUGCGACACAACUGCGGCGGAAUCAUUGUGGCGUCAUAACGAGGCACAUUCCUGCGUACAUGGAAUCCAUGUCCCUCCAAAAGCUCGUAUGCCUGAAUGCGCACGCAUUUCGAAUUUCUAUCUGUGGAAAAACUAUGAUUAUGGAAUUUUCAGCUUUGGACCUGCCAGUCUCAAAGUCACUAACAAUAUAUUUGCCGACAAUGGAAUCAGUCUAUUUCUUUUCGUUGGCCUGCCACCAGCUACAAGUCACAAAAGGUUGAAUAAAUUUGUGGUUGUCCAAGAUUCACUUCUUGUUGGCGUGAGUCCAUCUUUUGACUGCAAUUAUGACUUCAUCAGACCCUUGCCUGCAACACUUGUCGGUAAUCGGGCAUCAAGAACCAAGAACGGUGGCAUGACUGGAGCCAUCUUAUCAAACUUUGCUUCGGGUAUAUCACCAGGGCCAUUUAUGCCCUGGGACGAUCCAAUGUCCUACCCGGCCAUUGGUGGACACGUGAUAUACAACAGAACCACAUUUGCAAAUUUCGUCCCUUGCAAUGACAAGAAAAAUGUCAUUUUCCACAAUAACCCGAAAAGUGGAGACAUCAACCAUCCAAUGACCCUUGAAAAAAUAACCCUUAUCAAUGUGACAGAGGGAAUGAAGCUUCACCAUCAGACCCCCUCCUUGAAAUAUAUCAACCCUUCUGACUGUGUCGACAUGGACUGUGAUGCAUUGAGGAAGGUCCUUAUUAAAGACGUUGAUGGAUCGAUGUUCGGUACAGCAGGGGGCAGCAUCAUUUCUAAAUCCGAAUACCAAUGGGAUGGCAAUCGUGCAUUUGGACUUGGAAACUACAGAAUACCCAGGACAAUGUUGGCCAAUCUAGAUGGUACCAGGAUUGAUGCAGAUACUAAGUACCCACACAAAGGUAUCGUGCGUGGCACCAGGGACAAAAGCUUCUGCACGUUCCGCAACGACUAUUUUGCUUACCAAUGCACAAGUCUUGAUUACUUCUUCCUGGUAAUUGAAAGUGUGGAUGAAGACACAGAGACGCGAAGGCUAUCUCCAGUCGGCAUUGCCGCUAACGGUUACAUUGAUCUAAUCAACGGACCCAUGGACCAUGGUUGGUGCUUUGGAUAUACAUGCCAAGAAAGAAUUUCCACGUUUUACUCUGUUGUUGCCUCACAGCUCAGCUACGAUCUUCAUUUCACCAGCUACGGACCACACAAGCUGCGACUACAUCUUCUCAACAGUGAGAUGAAGGAUGCCGUCUUAAUGAAGGUUUACUAUGCUAAACCUCAGCGGCUUGAUGUUUACUGGAGAGGUAGCUACAUAAUGCCAACCAAUGGAAAAUACGAAGGUGAAAAUUUUGAGCUUAUCUCUAAAGACCCCACAAAACCAGCAGACCAGUUUGUGCCAGGCUUGGAUGGCAAUCCGGGCUUGAACUACUUUGACAGCAAGGAAAAGAUCUUGUAUAUCGUUGUCAAGGGACCCGAGUUUUUCGAAAUCAGACAGUCAAAUAUCAUACAGCUAAAAAUGGGCGUUUCCUCGAAAUCUAUUAGCGGGGAUGAUUUCUUUAAGAAGAAUCUGGUAAACAACUUGGCUGCUCUCUUUGGAAUCGACAAGUCUAGAAUUCGAGUGAUGGAUGUGAUUUCCGCGGGUGGAGCCAGACGCAAGCGAUCAACUGAUCUCUCCUAUAUCGAUGUCCAAAUUGGUGAUCCACCGCAAUCAGGAAAUUUAACACAAUCAAAUUCCACAGCUAAUCAGACAUCAUAUGAGCAGCUACAAGAUAUCACAACCAAAGUUGUCCAAAGCUCUCAAACCGGUGCUCUGGCGGACGCUACUGGCCUAGAUGUUGGUGUUAUCACUGUUACUGAACCGACUCCACCUCCUGUUGAUCCGACCGGAGGCGUGCGGGCUACUAACGAAACCGUACAAGUGACAAAUGGGACCAACAGUACCACGCGCUAUGACCAGAAGGCAACCAACACAGAAGUAGAAGUGCAACCAGUUGAGUAUUACAUCCCAAAGAAGCUGAUGCUCAUUGCGGAACCAACAAAUAGCAACGAGACUGUACCGUUCCCGGUGCAGCCGAAAUUGCGUAUGUAUGAUGCUUUGGAUCGUUGGGUCAAGAACCUAGGACGUGAAACUGAUAGAUGGAGAGUCACCGUCGCGAUCGUGUCUGGCACAGGAGAUGCGGGUGCGCAAGUGCUUGGUAACACCACCGUAGAGUUCAUAAACGGAACCGCUAAUUUCACAAACAUUGCUGUUUCUCAUAGCGGAACGGGAUAUAAGCUAAAAUUCAAAGUUAGUUAUCCAUUGAAUCUGACAUUUACUGUCGAAUCGCAGGCCUUUGAGAUCAAGGAAAGAGUUCUGUUCUUCAGUUUGUUGCAGCAACCAGCAGACGCAAAUGAAACCGUUCCUUUUGGUAUGCAACCGCAAGUUGUAGUGCGUGAUGCUGCGAACGGUGAGCUUGUUAAUAACACAGGAUGGAAAGGCAGGAAAUGGCUGUUUACCGCUACUCUUCUACAAAACGGAAACUCUGGCGCAAGCUUGAUGGGCGGCAGUGAGGUAGAGUUCAUUGGCGCAUACGGGACAUUUAAAAACCUGAGUAUUGACUCACCUGGAAAAGGAUAUCAGCUGCGCUUAAUCGCUUCAACAACCCCGUCAUCCAGGUAUACGGCUACAUUCACAUCCGUCGCAUUUGACGUAAAGGAACGAGAGUUGUACUUGAGAAUCGCCCAACAACCAGGUGACUGUAACGAUACUGUUAUUUGCGGCAGGCAGCCGAUUUUAGAGAUCAGAUCGCGGUAUCCUGAUGCAUUGGCAGGCAAUAUUGGUUGGAAAGGAAGCAGUUGGUACAUAAAUGCCUCUAUGCAUGCGGGUGGCGCCAAUUCUCUCCUGAAUGGAACAACGUACUUCAAAAUCCCUGCUUCGGGGCUCAUCCAGUUUACCGAUCUUAACUUUUAUGAUGUAGCUUCUGGAUAUCGCCUCGCUUUCAAAGUGCUUAUCAAUCCCCCAAAUCCUCGAUUUGCAAACAUGUCUCUAGUAUCGGACACGUUUGACGUGAAACAGAGGCAGUUCUACUUAGCAGUGAAAAUCCCACCCAGCAACGUGAACGAUUCAGUUGUUUUCGGACAGCAGCCUGUAAUUGAGGUUAGAGAUCUGGGCACCAAUCGUGCUGCGAAACCGCUUAAGACUCACUGGAAUGUCACUGUCAGUAUAAAGAGCAAUGGGGCUGGUAACGGAUCUUUGCUUGGCACAAAAGGCAUCACAAUUGCAAACGAAUUGGCGUCGUUUACUGAUCUUCGCAUUGUUGGAUACGGAGUUGGAUACACUUUAGAAUUCACGUCGAAUUAUGGCCACAAGGUUGUCUCCUUGCCGUUCGACGUGCGAUUCAAGAACGACUAUCGCCCAGUUUUCGAUGGCUCAACUCCAGGUACUAUAAGUGUUUAUGAAAACCAAACAACACCGGCAACAUUGCACACUUUUGUAGCCACCGACCAGGACACAGGCAUUGCUGGAACGCUGAAGUACGAGCUGCGAGAGUCGUCGCUUCAUUGGCUGGUCAAUAUCAACCCUUCAAGUGGAGUAUUCGCUUUGCAAACUGCACUUGAUCGUGAGAAUGUCUCCUCCUACUCCAUGACAGUUAGAGUGAGUGAUAGCGCACCAUCCCCGUUCUUCUACACCCAAGACCACCUUCUCACACUAAAUGUGCUGGAUGUCAACGAUAACAAACCCAAGUAUGACUGGCCAGUGUUGAACAUUACAGUUCCAGAAACAGUCGCUGCGGGGCAGGUUGCAUUCAAUGUAAGCACAACCGACCCCGAUGCAGGCGAGAACGGACGGCUAACGUAUACAAUCAAGUCAUCAAAUGGCAGUGCAAAGUUCGAUCUCAAUGGCAACACCGGGGUGUUUACUGCUAAAGUGUCCUUGGAUUUGGACGAUACAGAACAGCCAGAGCCUGUUUAUCACUUCCAAAUGAAUGUACAUGAUAACGGAAUCGAGGUACAGCAAUCCGUUGAUAUCGACGUCUAUGUGCGCGUGACCCGCGUGAACGAAUUCACACCGACAUUUGCCUCCAACUCGAUUACAGUUUCAAAACGAGAAGACAUAGCUGUUGGUUCGGCCAUCACACCUGUUAGUGCAACGGACUCUGAUUCAGGUCAAGAUGGCAACAUCACGUACAGGAUCACUAGCGGAGAUGUGAACAACGUAUUCAAUAUCAGUGGUGGACAUCUUGUAUUGCAGAGCGCACUCGACCAUGAAACGCAAGCGAAGUACACCCUUGUAAUAACAGCCUCGGACAAUCCGUCAAAUAGUGCGCCUAAAACGUCAACAUUCACUGUACAACUUGAUGUUACUGACGUCAAUGACAAUAGGCCUCUUUUCAACCAACCUUCAUAUUUGCUGGAUGUUCCCGAGAACGCUGCUGUAGGAUCCCCCGCAGUUUCAGUUACAGCAACUGACAGAGAUUCCGGUCUCAAUGGACAGUUGGAAUAUUCUGUGACGUCAGGGGCAUCAGCUUUGUUUAGACUCGAUGCCGCAACCGGUGCUUUCAUUCCGCUUGCAAAUCUUGACCUUGAUUCGCAAAGCCUUCUCUCCAAAACAAUACAAAUGAGCGUGUUUGUGACGGACAAAGGACAACCAACAGCUUUGAAUAACUCAGUGAAUGUCACUCUACGCAUAAUAGCGAUCAACGAAUAUGCGCCUUCGCUUGGACAUGCAGAUGAGAUUACAAUGUUGCUGCGCUCAAGUGAAGUAGUUGGCAAUACCUUAUUGAAGAUGAAUGCCACUGAUGCUGAUUAUGGACCAGAUGGCAAUAUUUCAUAUCAAAUAACCUCAGGGAAUACUAACGACGUCUUCACUUUAGAUACUAUCACAGGACAAGUGAAACUCGCAAAAGUUCCAAGUGAUCCAUUCUACUCACUUGAGAUAUCGGUCAAAGAUGACGGUAGGAAUCCUGGUCCAAAAACGACUCCUGUUCAAGUUGUGCUUUACAAUGAAAGGUCAGGUGCCAGCUAUGGCGCAGGCAGUGUCUAUGUUGGUUCCAGCCGAGCAAGUGUGCCAGUGACAGUUGUGUCAGGAUCUAGCAAGGUUGUCCCUGUGUAUGCAAAUGUCGCUUUCCAGGACUUAGAAGGCAUUGAUGUCACCAUAAGCUACGACAAGGGAAUCGUCAGGUAUGACAGUGCAUCGAGCGACCUGAUAGCUGUUCCAGGAAGUGGUACCGUUCGUCUCAUUGGCCUCGUCAAGACCAACAGCAAAACGACGGGUAUCCCAAAGAUUGCCGAUUUGACUUUUACAGGACUGUUUAGCACCUCUACAACCAUGACUCCGAAAAAUGUUACAAUUGCUGACAAAGCUGGCAAGGAAAUCCCAUCCAAGGCCAAAGGCCCUGCUUGUGCUGCCGUCUUCCUGGGGGAUGUUAACAAAGAUUGUUCUGUUAACAUUCUAGAUGCUGCUCUGAUACAAACAUAUGCUCGCGAAUUGCUAACAAACUUUGCAUCACCAAUUGGAAAGGCACUUCAAAAUGAUCUUUCUUCAGUUCAGAAAUCCUCCAUGGAUGUCGACCAGAACAGUGUAGUCGACUUCCAUGAUGCGUCAUUCUUGCUAAAUGUCUUGGUAGGUUAUUCCCGGCUUAUAUCCUCCUUCACAGUUCAACCGCCAUCGGCUCCAAGCUGUGACCUUGUCAUUUCUGCGUCGCUUAAGAACAAAGACCAAACAGCAGCAACAAAUACCCGAGCAUUUGUUGUUAUGGCUUACAAAGACAGUACAUUCAACACAGAGCUUACGGCAUCAGGCCUAACCGGCGUCAAAUCGUUCACGUUGAGCUCUGGUGCAUACAGAUACGGCAGGGUAUUUGAGUUGACGAAAGCAAGUAAUGGAAACUUUGAGAUGAAAAGUGUGAAGCCUAAGCUAACCAAGAACGGAGUCGGUGUGACCCUUGUCAUUGUCACUUCAACUAGCAGUGGAUCCAAAGUGGCCUCUUCAUUCGUAAAGCCAGCAACUAUUUCUGGAAGCAAGACCUCUGUAACGAUCGCCACUGGUAUCACUCUUGAUGUUUUCGACUCGUUUAGGCCACAAACAAGCGCGAAUUUUACGUCCCAGAACAAUCUGUGCACCUCGCAAACAGUAACGAAACGAAUGAGUUUGAAGUUCAACGCUGACUUCAGCAAGGUCGUUGGAAAAGAAGCUAAAUUUAUCAGCGAAUUUAAGACAUUCUUUGAGUCAAAAUACAAGACAUCAUCCCGACCUGUAGCGGUGUCAGGCGUCACAAUCAAAGCAGGGAGUAUUAUAGUAGACUUUAAUGUCACUGUAAUCCAAUCACAAGAGAAUACACUUAUUGAUGAUGUUUCAAACGAUGUCAAGAGGGGCCUGACCUUCACAUUCGAAUCAAACAACAUGGUCGCUCACCAGACAUUGAAAGUUGAUGGACAAGAGAAGAUUCCUCCUCCAAAGGCUGCAACGAGCGACAACAAGACUUUGAUAAUCAUUUUAGUCAUUGUUGCUUUUAUUAUAUUGGUUUUCAUAGCGGUCGCCAUAUUUGUAUGCUAUCGUAAAAAGAGGCUGAGGUCAGAAAAGGUGAGAUCUUUAGAGAAAGAUAAUUCCAGAUUUGAUAAGAAAAAGAGUAAUGAAGACACGUUGCACAUGGCUCCUAUGUACGGUUACUCUGCAACCCAGAGCCCGGCCAAAAAGAACGAGUUCGUUGAAGUUGUUUUCAACGAUGUUGCUCCUCUGGAAAACAACAUGAAGGAAACUGCCAUUGACAACCCGGUUUAUCAGCAUGACGAGGAUUUGCAAUGUUCCCCAAGAGCAGCUCCUGUGUUUACAACCGUGGCUGCUGCCCCAGGAAGUAGGCCAGCCACAGCUGGUGCAGAAUCAAAGCAGGGCGAAGAUUUGUGGCGAGCACGGCCAAGAUCAGCGGGACCAAAGUACGACGCAACUGAUGUUCUUAUGAAAAGAAUCUCAUCCACAAAGGAAUCGAGUACAAAAGGACGAGCAAGCCCAGAAAAUCUUGAAGUACCAUUGGUUGCUGCGUGCUCGUCUAUGGAAAAUUUAGCAGAAAUAUCAGAGGAGGGAAACACAAAUUAUGAAAUGCACCCGAAUGUACCGACCCCAGAACCGAGUUCGGUUGAGGAUUAUGAAGACGACAAGCCUGUUUAUAAAACAUUGGAAAUAAAACAACUGCGUCAAGAGGGCAUCAGCGUGUUGCAUUUUGUAAGCAGCAUCGUCGUGAAUGUCAAUGGGACACUCGAGGACCUCAGAGCAGCCAUAACCGGAAAAACAUUCCUUGGCAAAGAGAAAUUUGUUUUCCUGACUUCUCAACUAGAAGGUGUUAAUCCUCUCAAAGAAGUUGAUGUUAAAGUAAAGGAAAUAUUUAAGAAGACUAUAAGGACAAAAGUUUUGCAUGGAACAGAUGGCUACAGUUUGUUCUGUCCAUGCGGUAUUGUGGCGAAAAUUCAUUGCGAGACAUGCUUAGUGCGAGGCUACUGUUCUGAACGUUGCCAACAAAACGAGUUUACCGAUCACCAAAAAGUUUGUAACAAAAGCAACGCUGUCAAAAAGCAGAGAGAUGGCAGCAAAAGGAUGUCUAAGAUUAGCAGGGCAGGUCCCACGUAUUAACUUCUCCAAUUCCUGUUGAGAAAGUAGGUUUUUAGAUAAGAACUUAUCAUUGUAGAUGAGUUUUGUGAAGGUUGCAUUUUUGCUGCACCGCGCAAAAAUAUUAAUAAAAGGAAUCUCCCGUUCUUAGCACUUAAAUUUGAUUCUGCGAAUACCAUUUUCUUAAGUGUGCCAGCAGUUUAGGUAUGAAAGCAAUAAAGACGUGAAACAAUGCUAAACCAAAUACUCGAAGCUAUCUCUAUUUUUCCAUCCUCUAGGUAACUUAAGCCAGAUAUAAAUUCAUAUUUGGGGAUUUCCUUAUCUGUAUAUUAUCUCUAUUAGGAAAACAUUUUCAAAUGGAGCUCUAUUUUUUAGAGCACUGCGCACUUAUAUUCGCUGUUGUUUGUUAUCAUAAGUAUGUUUUUAAAGCAUGUAUAUCGGGUAGUUAAGUAGUGUUGAUGAUUGUAAUGGAGUAAAUAUCUUGGUGAUUUCUAAAUGAUUUGCGUAUGAAGGAAGUAACUUUUUAAGUAUUUUAUGUAAGGGCCUUUGCUUGAAUUCCUGCCCUUUUCGAGCUGUUAUACGUCUUACAUCUUUAAAGGCAUUUGACAUGCAUAAGUACAGCGAAUCCAAAAUUAACUUGAUCAGAGCACGCGCGUUUGGAUAGAGUGUGAAAGUACUUACAUGAAACCACUGUGAGUCGCUCUAGGGUUUCCCGGAUUUGCAGAAAGGUGGAAACUGUUCACAUGUUUUUUCUGUGUGCAAUUCGAUUGGCCGACUGCUGGGGGUCAAGUGGCUGUAGGCCACUUUUGCCUGUGUUGAAUGCCUUUAAGUUAUAGUUCCAGUCAAAAUUGUACUUAGAUCUCUUAACUGCGUUCAUUACUAAGUUGUCCAAAGACAUGUUUGUUUUCCUUAAUGCUGAAACCCAAAAAUGUUCAUUGUAAAACCAAUUAGCUCACUGCAGUAGGCGUAAAGCUCUGCAAAGAUUUGCACGAUGAUUUGGAAGACAACACUCAGCUACUCCUUACAUGAUAUACCAAGGGAUUUCGACAAAGGCCUAUGUGUCUGCUUAGAUUUUUGUAAAGCACGUGCAAAAAGAAAGUUUCUAUGUAAUUAUGUAUUUUAGUGUUUAAGUGCCCUUUCACUUCUGUCCUUUUAUUUCUGUCCUUUGACUGGAAACAAAGGUCAUAAAUCACUGUAUCCGUUGGCGACACCUUGAAAUAUCUCAACUUUUUACAUAUUUUUGAACAUCAUUAGUUGAGGGAAUUAGUCUGUUUUCAGAUGUGAAAGGGCAAUACUUUUUGUGAUGUAGAGUUUUAAAAACGUGAUUGUCAUUUUUACUUCUCUACUUAACUGUCUGAAAGUUUAUAAAAAGCAUUUGCACCUAAA